This is a messenger RNA of Aegilops tauschii subsp. strangulata, 498 nucleotides long. RefSeq lists its product as uncharacterized. The record is from RefSeq and is a predicted model, not a curated record. NCBI's taxonomy places the organism in Eukaryota, Viridiplantae, Streptophyta, Magnoliopsida, Poales, Poaceae. Gene Ontology annotation, biological process: regulation of DNA-templated transcription. Gene Ontology annotation, molecular function: DNA binding; DNA-binding transcription factor activity.
AUGUCGCCGCGCCGCCGGGGAUCUUCGGGCUACCGCAGCGUCUGCCAGCGCCCCUCCGGCGCCUUCUACGCUGAGAUUCGGUCCGGCGCCGUCCGCCUCGCCCUCGGCACGUUCGAGACCCCGCACGAGGCCGCCCCGCGCGCGCAGUCCGUCGCCCCUCCGCCUCGUCUUAUAACAUACCAGGACCGUGAGGAAUACCACAGACGCCGGCGCCGCCUCCUCAUCACAAAGGCGGACGAGCGAGCCAUGGCGGAGUGGUGCCAGCGAUACCAGCAGGACGUCACCGACGAGAACGCCUUCUGGAUGGAGAGGACGGCAAGGCACCGUGCGGAGCGGGCGGAGAGGCGUCGGCGGAAGGCACUCGCGGAGGCGCAGUGCGAUCUAUUUAACGCAGGUGGGGAGUUGUUCUUCGACUCAGACGAUCCUCAUUGGGAAGACGCAUGGCUCGAUACCUCGGACGACACCAGCAAGAAUGAUGAUGAGGACGACUUGAAGUAG